This is a messenger RNA of Nannizzia gypsea CBS 118893, 1527 nucleotides long. RefSeq lists its product as hypothetical. The coding region runs from base 1 to 1527 and encodes 508 amino acids. The transcript has a single exon. Lineage: Eukaryota; Fungi; Ascomycota; Eurotiomycetes; Onygenales; Arthrodermataceae. The record is from RefSeq and is a predicted model, not a curated record.
AUGGCCAGCCACGACCUCCUUGACAUCGAGGAUGCCCUGGUGUCCGAUACCAACCCGGCCCAGGACGCUGAUAAUGGAGUGCUGGACGUCCAGCGCUGUGUCCGGCUGCACAACUACCUCGUCGCCCGCGGCUGGAUGGCGAAGAAUCAUAAGCAGCCCGCCGACCUGCACCAUCUGCUUGCCCGGCCGUCGUAUGAAUCGAUACACGCCGACCAGCUCGCCCGCGUCGGCCACAAAAUCGACCCGGAUCUCAGGUCGUUCCUCGCCGCCAUCAUUGCUCCAGACCAGGAGCGGCGGGACGAGAACCCUUACCUCUUCUACUGGGUCAUUUGCGUUGCGGACCCGGACCACUUGGUCGACUCUGAGGGGAUGUACGUACUAGACAUAGAUGAAGACGAGACCGAGGAUGGCCUCCCACGCUAUGUCCUGCUCUAUCAUGCUGUCCACGAACUGGGUGGCCACCAAAUAGGACUCGUCUAUGACCAGCAGCGCCGCCGGGUUGCUCUGCCCCUAGCCACCGAGUAUCUUGAAUAUGUGAUUCCGGCUGACGAGCAUGAGGACCGAUGGCAUCCGCUCGAGAGCAUGCUGAGCAACUGGAUCGAGAUAAUCUCGGUAGGCAAGAUUGUGCCUGACGGUUGUGACGGAUGGAGGAAAUGGGAUGCGCUUGAUGUCUGGCGAUGGAAUCCGUUUGGCAGCAGGCAGGUCGACAGUGCUGUCCAGGCAUUCGACCAGCUAACAGCGGCAAUUGAAGCGCGCAUGCCCGCCUCUGCUCUCCUGGCCGUUGACGAUACCGCUGACGGGGAGACACGUCCCCUAUUUACAAACGCGGAACUCGAUACGGCCAUGGUGCCAAAAGUGUGUUUUGCGCGCUCGCUACUGACCCGCGUGCGGACACCUCGAUUCACCAUUAUUGCACCAGGGCUGGAGGUUCCACACGAUGCAGCACAGUUUGCAGCACGCCAGCCCUUCACCACCAUCCCACAUGGUAAUAGCGGCGAUGUCUAUGUCGAUAUCGAUGGCAAUGGCCACGGCGAUGACGAAAGUAACGAGCUUAUCCCGCCGGUACUGAUAUUUGCAGCCUCUGAGAAACAGACAGUCAAUUUAUACAGGGAGUUUUAUACCCCCUUCCACCCUUAUAUCGAUAUCAAGAGUGCCCCAACCCCCGCAGGACUAUAUAGUGAGUCCCUGAAGGUAAGUGAGGGACAAGUCGCCGGUGAAGGGUUUCGGUUAAUUCUUCCCUUCCCGCUGCGAGAGCAUCAUGCCUUCCCCGAGCGAGGCGCGCGGACCAGUGCCGGCAGCUUCGUGGAAAGUGGGAGUGUCUCGGAGCUCUUCCAGCAUGGAUUCUUCUCUUUCGGUGGAGAUGGGCGGGCUCAGCGGAUCGAAAGACUGUUUGAUAGGUGGCGGGAGCUGGUUGAAACUGGUGUCUGGACGGUAGGAGAGCAUGGCGUCGAGGGAAGCAUCGAGAAGUUCAAAGAUGCGGAUACAGACGACGGCUGGGUGCAUUACUGGAUUCCUCCCAGCUGGUAG